AUGGUCGCGUCCCCAGAUGUCUCCACCAACCUCGAGUUGAUCGGCCCGCUGUACGAGACGCUCACCACAUCCCUCGAACGCGCGGGAUACCUCCUCGAACACGAGAAGACGGAGGGCAUCCAUUUCAUCCCGACCCACAGCGCCCACUGCCCCCACGCUACACGCGCCAUCCCCCUACCCGGACUCACCACCGCUCUCAAGCCCCCCUCGGCAAUCCGCCACCUCGGAUUCCUGCUCGACAGCAGACUCAACUGGCGUGCCCACGUCAACCACUACGCACACCGCGCUCGUACCACCACCGCGGCCUCACACAUGCUGGGAUCCUCGGCGCGCGGCAUCAACCCCUCCCAACGCCGACUCCUGUACACGUCAUGCAUCCGCCCGGUGCUCACGUACGGCUGCCAA
This is a messenger RNA of Epithele typhae, 405 nucleotides long. RefSeq lists its product as uncharacterized. Lineage: Eukaryota; Fungi; Basidiomycota; Agaricomycetes; Polyporales; Epitheliaceae. The transcript has a single exon. The annotation marks the transcript as partial. The record is from RefSeq and is a predicted model, not a curated record.